This is a messenger RNA of Centrocercus urophasianus (Greater sage-grouse), 500 nucleotides long. It is a transcript of the gene CPLX3, whose product is annotated as complexin 3. Gene Ontology annotation, biological process: synaptic vesicle exocytosis; regulation of neurotransmitter secretion; neurotransmitter transport. Gene Ontology annotation, molecular function: syntaxin binding. The coding region runs from base 27 to 500 and encodes 157 amino acids. Gene Ontology annotation, cellular component: terminal bouton; SNARE complex. The record is from RefSeq and is a predicted model, not a curated record. The transcript is spliced from 3 exons. Lineage: Eukaryota; Metazoa; Chordata; Aves; Galliformes; Phasianidae.
UUCCCAGCACCUCGCACCCCGCAGCCAUGGCGUUCAUGGUGAAGAGCAUGGUUGGGGGGCAGCUGAAGAACCUGACGGGUGGCUUGGGAGGCGAGGAGAAGAGCGAGGGUGAGAAGUCCCCAGCAGAGGCUCAAGGCAUGACCCGGGAGGAGUAUGAGGAGUAUCAGCGGCAGCUGGUGGAGGAGAAGAUGGAGCGAGACGCCCAGUUUGCCCAGCGCAAGGCAGAGAGGGCCACGGUCAGAUCCCACUUCAGAGACAAGUAUCGGCUCCCCAAGAACGAAACGGACGACAACCAGAUCCAGCUGGUGGGAGGCGACGUGGAGCUGCCCAAGGAGCUGGCCAAGAUGAUCGAGCAGGACAACGAGGAGGAGGAAGAGAAGAACUCCGUCAUCGGUCAGCUCAGCAACAUCCAGAACCUGGACCUUGACUCCUUGAAGGACAAAGCCUCGGCCACGCUAGAGGACCUGAAGCAAUCAGCCGAGAAAUGCGCCGUGAUGUGA